This is a messenger RNA of Rana temporaria (common frog), 1039 nucleotides long. It is a transcript of the gene SH2D6, whose product is annotated as SH2 domain containing 6. The coding region runs from base 145 to 846 and encodes 233 amino acids. Lineage: Eukaryota; Metazoa; Chordata; Amphibia; Anura; Ranidae. The record is from RefSeq and is a predicted model, not a curated record. The transcript has 11 exons. Gene Ontology annotation, biological process: intracellular signal transduction; cell surface receptor protein tyrosine kinase signaling pathway. Gene Ontology annotation, cellular component: cytoplasm.
UUUUUGCUUUAAUAAUGUGACUAGAGUUGACAUAAAGUCUUUGUCUUCUUUUCAGAAAAUGAAGUGAUCGAGGAGAGUGAGGAGGACGAUUCGGACUUGUAUGAAGCCCCUCCAUGCGAUCUGCAGAGCAGAACAUCUCACAGUAUGUGGACACCCCAGGACAACAAGAGUGUAUAUUUAGAUCAUUCUGCAGGGGGACCAAGUGUACACAAGCCUCCCUUACCAGACAGAAUUCAGCAGAAUCAUCAACGGCAGAAAACACCCCUGAAACAGGCCAGGCCUCCACCACCCUGCAAACGGGCAGUGCCUCUGCCCCUUCCUGAUCGCAGGAUGUCUCUUCCUUGCACUUCCAUAUGUUCACCACCACCAACCAUCACCAAUUUCCCUAGAGGCAUGGAUGAUUUGUAUUUGACACUUCUGGAGACUUCGGCGAAAUCACACAAAGAUGUUGGUGCAGGACGUGAAGAGAAAACUAAGCAGCGAUCAGAGAAUAUGGGACUGGAGAGUAAACCUUGGUAUGGAGGAGAGAUGGAGCGCAGAGAGGCAGAGUGGGCGCUCCGUAGAAUCAAUAAGGACGGAUGUUUUCUGGUGCGUCACAGCUCAGCACAAAAUCAGUUGCACUCAUAUACCCUGGCAGUGCUUUACCAUGACCACAUUUACAACAUCCCUAUUAGAACAGCAGGAACUCUUGGGUUCUCUUUGGGAAAAGAGGGCAAAAGGCAUGAAGAGGUGUUUCCCAGUAUUGUCCACCUGAUUGAGCAUUAUCAGCAUGAACAACUCUACUUGGUGAACCGUCAGACUUCAGAAAGAGAGUCCACUGCCUUGCUGUACCCUGCUCUCCUAUGAGACGUCCCUGCACCUGUGUCUGUUCUGGUGUUACAGCCGGAUUCCUCCAUAAAUUACUUGUACAUCACUAUUACUACAGCAGUUAGUGUUCCCCAUUCUACAGCUAGUGUAUAACCCCCACCAAUGAUAUUCAUGUUUCUAAAGCCAGAAAGUCUGAUGCCGCGUACACACGGUCGUUUUUCGGCAUGGAAAA